Messenger RNA from Salmo salar (Atlantic salmon), 1921 nucleotides. RefSeq names its product zinc transporter ZIP12. Gene Ontology annotation, cellular component: plasma membrane. Gene Ontology annotation, biological process: intracellular monoatomic cation homeostasis; zinc ion import across plasma membrane. NCBI's taxonomy places the organism in Eukaryota, Metazoa, Chordata, Actinopteri, Salmoniformes, Salmonidae. Gene Ontology annotation, molecular function: monoatomic cation:bicarbonate symporter activity; zinc ion transmembrane transporter activity. The record is from RefSeq and is a predicted model, not a curated record.
CUUGCACUUAUUUCUUUGUUUUGGAGGACUGGGGGGCCAGAGCUCUAGGCUGACUGGUCAUCCCUGUGUGGUGGUGACUAAUUCGGGUGAAGGGUGCCCUGCCAGCCCUCCUGCCGGCCAUCCUGAACUAGAUUAGGCAGGUGGGCCCAUUAUUAAUGCCUCCCUCAGCCUGGACACAUUCUCUCUCCUUGCUUCUGGCCUCGCUAGGAACACUCAUUUCUCUCACUCUCUCUUUCUCUGUCUGUCUUUCUGGCUCCUACUAUCCCUGCCUGAUAAAACAUCUUUCUUCCUCUCUGUCUUUCCUGAACUCUUCGCUGCACUCUAUCCUUCACUCUGCUUUCCUCUCCUCCUUGUCAUCUCCCCAUCCAGCCCUAAGUCGGUGGCAGGAGUCCCAGCAGGGAGAUGGGAUGCUCAGCUGGGGCCAUACACUUCUGGGGCCAUCACGUUGCUCCUUCUACACCUGUGUCUGCUGGGGAGGAUUGUGGAGGGCCAGGCCCAGGAACAGAGCCAGGAGGGGGGCUACCUGCAGAUGGCCAAUAUGGCCCUACCCCAGCUCCAGAGGGACCAGACAGGGGUUCUACUCUCCACUGUCCUCCAUGCUGUGCACUGUGAAGAGCCGACUGGGGGAUCGCAGGAGCUCUGUGACAGGGGUCACGGGGGCCAGGGCCAUUCCCAUGACCUCCCCCUGGAGCACAACUGCAAUGGCCACUCACAAAGGGGCAAGUCCGUCUCCACCAUGCAGCUGGGAACUGUGGAGAACUUAGAAUGCACUGAAAUCCCAUCAGAGGAGCCUGAACCAAGAACCCUUACACAUCAGACAAGACAGGGUAUUCCUAUACUGUCUGUGAUGGUCAUCGUGGGAGACAGCCUCCAUAACUUUGGUGAUGGCCUAGUGGUGGGGGCGGCCAUCUCCUCAUCCGCCGAGACGAGCAUGGCAACCACCGUAGCCAUCCUCUGCCACGAAAUCCCUCAUGAAAUGGGUGACUUUGCGGUGUUGCUCAGCUCAGGUCUCUCUGUGAGGAAUGCAGUGAUGAUGAACUUACUCAGUGCUCUGACGGCCUUUGUCGGCCUCUUCGUCUCAACAGAACCAGAGAUCCAGCAAUGGAUCUUUAUAGUUACCAUAGGGAUCUUCCUCUAUCUGUCACUGGUAGAGAUGCUUCCAGAGAUGAGUCGUGUGAAGACCAACAGGCCCAGUCUCAUGUUCCUUCUGCAGAACCUUGGUCUCCUAAUGGGCUGGGCCUGCCUCCUGCUCCUCACCCUGCUUGAGCACAAACUCAAGUUUUGAUGACAGGACACACACGCAGGCACAUCCUACUAAUGGUAUCUGCCAUACAAUAUGUGUAAUUGAUGGCAAUGUUGACAGUACUUUCUGGUCUUGCUUCUUAUCAUUUAGACAUCUUGUUGAUUAUUAUUACUAUAUAUAUUAUUUACUGCUACUUGUCAUAAUUGUGUAAGAAUUACACUAGAAGAAGGCAUCGAACUGCCUAUUUGAAAUGCCACAAGGCAUUUUAUGCAAGUGAUAGCGAUAUUAAAGUAAGGUGAAUAAUAGCUGUGACAAACAAAUGUCAUUUUUGAUCCAGUAGUUACGCAUCUGAUUUGUUUAAAUCAGAUGCCUGCAUGUGAGAUUUAGGACAUGCACACAUUUUCUGUGUGAUGAUUUAUUUAGUUUGAUGUACUGUGUAUCAUAGGGCACAUAGCUAGCUUACAGUAUGUCUGGCACACCUACAGUCAGGUCCAUAAUUGUCAUUGUCACGUCCUGACCAGUAUAAGGGUUAUUUGUUAUUGUAGUUUGGUCAGGACGUGGCAGAGGGUAUUUGGUUUAUGUGGUUCGGGGUGGUGAUUUUGUAUAAGGGUAUUUGAUUUAUGUAUUCCGGGGUUUUUGGGCACUGUUCUAUGUUAAUGUAUUUCUAUGUUUAGGUUA